AUGGCCGCCCUGAAGGAAGACGCUGCCCCCCGCGACGCGAAACCUUCCGAUGCCGCCGCCUCGCCCCUGGUCCGCGUUAUGCGCGAGUUCGAGGAGCUGGUGAGGACCUUCGAGACGGGCCUGCUGCUGUCCCUUGACGCCUUAGGAACCGACGACCUGGAUGGCGCCCAUCGGGACGACAUCCGCCGCAAGGCCUGUCGUCUGGCCAUCUCGGACCUCAGCAACAAGUACACGCGCAAGCACAUCAGCCGGUCGCUGCUGGAAGCCGAGUCCGAGGGAAAGCGCGUCGAAGAGCAGCUGCACGCCCUGUCCCUGAAUGGCCCCCCCGACGACGAGGACGACGACCUGGGCAGCAUGCACAAUGGCUACUUCCGCCUGUACUCGACCGAGUUGUUCGACCUCCUGGGCCAGCCCACUGACCUGCGCUUCGGCUCCCUGAGAUUCCACAAGCAACACUCGAGCCCCGAGCCCACCGUCGCACCCCAGGACGCACAGUCGCCCUGGGUCCAUGUCGAGCUCGCCCUGAAUAACUCUUUCUUCGUCGCCGACUCCAUGGAGACGCUGCCGUACCACACGUUCCGAUUGCCCACCACACCGUCGUUACAGAACCGGGGCAUACUGAGCAGAAGAGCAGAAGACGACGGCGCAUUCCCGGAUUUUGACUCGUGGCUACUCUUCACAUUCCUCGGCAACGGCUGCAUCAAGCUAGAGGUCCCCAUCGAGAUGUGCGCCGACGUCUACGGCGAACGCUUGCAGGGCCGCGAGAACGAGGAGGUCGUCUUCUGGGGCUUCUUCGUCGAUGAUGAAUUGGAUUCAUAG
Parastagonospora nodorum SN15 is the source of this 819-nucleotide messenger RNA. RefSeq lists its product as hypothetical. The coding region runs from base 1 to 819 and encodes 272 amino acids. The transcript has a single exon. The record is from RefSeq and is a predicted model, not a curated record. NCBI's taxonomy places the organism in Eukaryota, Fungi, Ascomycota, Dothideomycetes, Pleosporales, Phaeosphaeriaceae.